Molecule: messenger RNA, 530 nt
Organism: Gastrolobium bilobum
Lineage: Eukaryota; Viridiplantae; Streptophyta; Magnoliopsida; Fabales; Fabaceae
Exons: 2
Coding region: 1-342 (113 amino acids)
Source: RefSeq, a predicted model, not a curated record
AUGGCUGGAAUGCUUCCAGGAGUUGAAUGUGCUCGAAAGAGACGAUUGCAUCGAAGUGGAGGAGGAGGAGGAGGUUGCUCCUAUUCACCAACUCUUGAUUCCACAAGACGCUCUUUCUGUUUGUACGCUAGAAACCUCCAAUCCCCCUUUUCCUCAUCCUCUUUACUGCAAAGGAACAUGUUAAACCAGGGAUACCCAGAUGAGAAACUGGGAGGAGCAGCCAGAGAAGCCAAACAGAGAUUGGAUGACAAGUUCACAGCACAUAUGAAAUCAGAAAACCAAAGUUAUAAUCAUAAAAGAAAAAGCCUUUUUCAUGGUUUGUGGCAUCAACUCAGAUCUUAGUGAAACUAGAAGAAGAUUCCCAGAUCAUCAAGUGGUCUUUUAUCAUUUUGAUACAUUAUAAUUAUGGGUUUGAUGUUUCUCGUGCAGAAGAUAAUUUUUUUUUUUGGAUACGGAAGAUAAUUUUAAAUGUGUGGAAACUGGAAAGCACUGCCGCAGCCUUUUAGCACCUUUUUUUUGUAAUUAGCCGA